AUGGCAGUGGAGGAAAUUAACGGCGAUCCCAGGAUCCUGCCAAACCACGUGCUACAUCUGACGGUGCAAAACUACUCCAUCGCCUCUUUCGGUAGUCAGCUCGCAGGACUGCCUCCCUGUCUUCCCUUUUCUCUGCUCGCUUCUCCGUCAUUUCACUCUGCUGCGCUUGCUGAAUCCCUCCCUCCUCUCCCAUUCCUUAUUGUCUUUCCCCCAUUCCCUCUACCCGCAUUCCUUCUUCUCCCUCAUCUGCACGUGUCUUCAUCUCCUGCCUCCACGUGGCAGCGUUUGGACUGCUCGAGAACCAUCCGGUGGCUGUGCAAAUUCAUAUCCGCAUCAGCAACGGACGUGCAGCUCACUCAGGGUGCCACCCGCCCCUUCUUCUGCGCACUUCCCCCCUUCCUUCCCGCCAUCCCAACGGACGUGCAGCUCACGGGCGCCACCCGCCCCUUCUUCAUGCGCACCGUGGCCAGCGAUGGCGUGCAGAUGGCCGCCAUGGCAGGUGGGGAUGAAGCGUGCCAGAUGCCAGGUGGGGAUGAAGCGUGCCAGAUUCCAGGUGGGGAUGAAGCGUGCCAGAUGCCAGGUGGGGAUGAAGCGUGCCAGAUGCCAGGUGGGGAUGAAGCGUGCCAUAUGCCAGAGCUGAUCAAGCGCUACAAGUGGCAGCAGGUGGCGCUCAUUUACAGCGACGACCGCUUCGGCCGCAACGGAGUGGCUGCGCUCACCUCACAGCUUCUCACCAUCCGUGCGGAGGCGGAUGUGGCAGUGCGGGUGGCCAUCCCGCGGUCAGCCACAGACGAGGCCAUUCACGACUACAUAUCCUCCCUGGUGCCUCUAGACGUGGCGGUCUACGUGCUGCACGCCUCCGCCACUGUCUUCUCUACUGUUGUUGAAGCUGCCACUACCAGAGAAGUUUACUCUCCCACACGAUGGCUGCCCACAGUGGCGUAG
This is a messenger RNA of Closterium sp. Naga37s-1, 945 nucleotides long. NCBI's taxonomy places the organism in Eukaryota, Viridiplantae, Streptophyta, Zygnematophyceae, Desmidiales, Closteriaceae. The record is from the annotation of a GenBank genome assembly.